AACUUUACAAUUUUUGGUGUCGCGGGACACCGCUGCGCGCUGCUGUUGCGAAGGAUAAACUGUCGCGGAGUGCCAGAAGCGGUACAUAACCUCGUUAUCAUCGGAACAAUCGGAGCAAUCGCAGCAUUUAAUUGUGAUUGUUUAACUCUAAAAAAAAAUCUUAAUGGUUUCUUCGUAAAAAUUUUGUGCGUGUUUUUUUUACAAUGACAAAAUCCUGUGCGUUCCAUCAUGCGACACGGGGCGCAGAAUAAUUACCGAAAAACGUACGGUGUUUACAGUGCCGUCAAAUCCUGAAAUGCGUAGAAAGUGGAUUGCAGCUAUACCUGGAAUUUUCAAUCUGUCGUCGUCGCAAUUUAUCUGUGAAAAACAUUUUCACGAUCAUCAAAUUCGGAGGAAAUGGGUGACAUAUUCAAAUGGUGAAAUUAUAGCUGUAGUAAGUUUACUUGAUUUAAAAAUAAUAAAUAUUAGAAUUAUUGUAGUUAUCGUAAUUCUACGAUAGGCUUUGAAAUUGAUAUGAUCUUAUUUUUUCAAAUUUUUAUUCAAGGCUCCUUACACCCGUGCUCAACUUGAUCGGUCGACUGUGCCGGAAAUAUUUGAUAAUGUCAUGAAAAGCGACAUUGGUACUCCUGUGGAUUCCACAAUGGAACAACCUAAAAGCAGAGAUCAUAGUUAUUGUUCUUUAAAAAAGUGCUCUGCAAUUGAAUCUGAAUUUGAUACAGCAAUGGGUAUGGCACCAGACACUCCAACGAAGAUAGUGGUAGCUGCUUUCACAGACGAGGGGCUAACAACUCGGAUGAAUAGUCCAAUGGAUACACCUGAAGAAAUAGCAAUAAAUCCCUCGAUGAAUCAUUCGUCGGAUCAUGAAGCACAUAAAUCUUUGUCGAUGGUCCCUACAGUUUUGGGCAUGGAUUACUCAAGUAACAUCAAGGAUGAUGAGAUGCAGGAAGUGUCGCUCUGUCAAGAUGAGAAAAUUUACGAAAGCGCAACAACCGUUGAAUAUAUGGAAGAUCCACAAGGGCGAACGCGUUUAGCUGUGGACUGUGCAUCCGAAAUUCCCGACUGCAGUUUUGAAUUUUCAGACGUGACCUUGACGUGUACAACCGAAGGAACAACAAUUUCGAUCGUGAUACCACUGCCGUGGGCUGUCCAUAAGCUGGUAACAGACAAGGGGAAUUUCCUCUUCUCAUACGCUAUCACAAAAAUGGAGAACGGCGAUAAUCUACCCGUUUAUGAAAGAAAUGUUAAGCUUCACGUGAAUAGAGUACUGAGUCAUUAUGUAUACGGGCGUGCGGUAGAUGUCCAUGAUUCGAGUCUUCCUUCUGUUUUAAUUGACAUAGAGUCGCUACCGCAAACAUUGGAAACUUUCAAAAAUAUGAAUAUUUGCAACGGUAUCGGUAGUAUAAACGAUCUUUACCUUAUAUCCGAUCGAGCCUGCAAAGAUUCGGUUGACCGAUGGCGUGACAAAAACUGCACGCUUAUUUCAAGACGGAAGCGGUGUGAUCACUGCAUAAAAACGAGGACAGUGGCUGUGAGAAGGCAAGCGAGAACAAGAACGAAAGAAGGGUUGAAGCGAAUGAGUCGGGCUUGCAAUCCGAUCGAUCAACGAAAAUUAAUUGCACUGCACAAAAAAACUAGCCGUGAACGACGACUGAGAAAGAGAGCCCAGGCACGUAUCAGCUUUUUAGAACAACGCUUACAAAAUAGAGCAGCCGAAAUAGCUGCGAUUCGCAAUGAAACGUUAGCAGACAGAUGUGCAAAAUUGGAUAUUCCAACGUCUCAACAAACUGUACUCCAUCAAAUCAUUGCGGCUGCUGGUAAGAUGGAUGGCAGGAAUCGGCAUUACGGAGAAGAGUGGAUUAUGUUAUGUUUGAUGCUGAACAUAAGAUCACCUAGUACCUAUGAGUUCCUUCGCAAAAAUAACGUUUUGCCACUGCCCAGUUCUGGAACGAUUCGCAGUUACUUCUCAGCGAUAGGAAUGAGGUGCGGAUUUGACGAAGACUUUGCUGAAUUGCUCAAGAAACAUUUUGAAAAAAAAAACAGCUCUGCAACGACAAGGUGUACUCUUGUUGGACGAAAUCUCUCUAAGAAAAUCCGUGGCCGUGUGUUCUAAAAAUUUAACUUAUGUUGGGUUAACUGACCUUAGGGAAGACGGACUGCAAUCUAGUGAGAUAAAAGAUCAAGCAACACACGGUCUGGUCCUUAUGUUCCAGCCUCUGGCAGAUUCCUAUACAUAACCAAUAGCUGUUUUCGCUUCAAAAAACCCCGUUAAGGGUGAAGAACUUGCCAAGAUAGUGAUAAAAGCUAUCACAUACUUAGAAAAAACAGGAGCAAAAAUUCAUGGCGUCAUCGCCGAUGGGGCAGCAACAAACGCGAAAAUGUGGUCGUUAUUGGGUGUUUCUGGUCGAAAGGAUGAUUUAAAAAGUUGGUUCUCUCACCCUAUCGAUGAAAAUAUUCGAAACAGGCUGUACAACAAAAAAAAAUUACGGAUCAAAUCGUCCAAGAAUUAUAUACGAUGGGAUCACAUUAGUACAUUAUUCAACCUUGACACUCAGCACGCUGGAAAUGCGCGGGUAUGUCCAAAAUUGACACAACGACACGUUACGCUAGACAACACAUCGAAAAUGCGCGUUCGUCUCGCAACACAGGUAUUCAGCAAUUCGGUUGUUAACGGAUUACGUUUUUAUCAAUCCCACGACCCACAGGGGCCACUCAAAGGAUGCGAGGAAACAAUUGAGUUUUGUCGACGUAUGAACGAUCUUUUCGAUGCAUUGAACCGCAAAUCUCCAAAUCAAGGUCUUACUCCCGGAAAUGAGGAUUUUAGGAUGAUAGAGGACUCUCUUGAAUGGUUGAACGAGUGGGAGAUGGCUGUAAAAAAAGGUGACAUAGAAUCUGAUGAAUAUUUAACAACGGAAACGUCCAUAGGAUUGCGAAUAACUCUCCGAUCGACCUUGGAUAUGUGUUGUUACCUGACAGAAAAAUUUGACUUCAAAUACCUUUUAACGGGAAAAAUUAAUCAAGACAAUUUGGAGAAAUUCUUUGGGACCAUUCGUCAAGCCGCAGGCUGUAACAACCACCCGAACGCUCCCACAUUUUUGCAGUUGCCUCCGAAAGCCUCCGAAAUACGGUAACUGCACCGUCUCCAAACAACAUUCGCCAACCCUUUUGAUCACAUUGGCAGAUAUCAAAGCGAUCUAUGGACAAAAGGCCGAGGGGAUGUUUUCCAAAUAUCGGCAAGAACUUCAAGCGAAGCUUGACGAUAUCCUCGAAUACCAGGAGUGGGAGGCCGAUGAUGUUAUAGAAAAUAAUCCCGAUCAUGAUUAUUCCUUAUCCCCUAUCCUCGAUUGUAUCAUCUACUAUGUGACAGGUUUUUUACUCCAAGAUUUCUUUUAGAAAAAUGUACUAAUCAACUGUAGGUAUCAUUUUAUACUAACUUUCUUUGAUUCAUCAUUCUCACCUAGACCGCAUAGCACGCCAUAGUUUCAUGUCAUUUGUCGAUAUCGUUGAAUUCAACCUUUGGUUUCGUUUCAUGUUAUCUCUACCCUUUGGUUUAACAUAUUUCCAUGGAUUCCUACAGGUUACCUGUGCAAGCAGGUAUUAAAAAUGUACAGGAAAUGUGUAAUUUGCCAAGAAGCGAUGAGAUCAGAAUCUUCUACCACGUCUUCAGUGUCGCAAUUGGUCGACCUGAAAUCAAGGGGACGUUUGAUCCACGCUAAUUUGCGAUUUUUUAACUUGAUCCGCCACGUCGAGACCUGCUUCGCCAAAUACUCAUCACGGUGUAAUGUUUUUGAUUGCACUCUUGAUGAAGUUUUGUCAACGUUCCACUUCAACUUUCCUUGUGCCAAUCACGCCUCAAGUAUCCUAUCCUAUUCUAUUAUUUAUUACAUACGAUUAAGGAUGAGGCAGGAUGCCCAUCAAGAAAACUUAAAAGUAACGAAAAAAUUUGUCGUUAAAAAAAAUUAUCGAAAUUGGAAAAUCAAUAAAUAAAAUGGUAUCCGUUCAGACUUUUUGUUUUGUUUCUUUACUCUGUUCCUGUGAUUGAAAUUGUGCAAUUAUUUUAUGAAAAAAAAGUUGAAUAUUUGAGAAUAAUUUUCUACAAAACCGGAAUCAAUUUUCAACGAAAAAAAAACUACCGAGAAAGGGUUCAAACCCAGGUAUAUUAGUUACCGCACUAGAUCCAAGUCCAUCAGGCUGCGAUGGUGUUUCGAUAAUGAUUGUACAAAAUUCGUAAAUGUUCAUCAGAGCUGCUUAUGAUCUAAAAGGAUCUGAGUGUGAAGGGCUAGGAUUUAAUUGCAUUUUCUAAUGUUGAUUUAGAGAGACUAAUUUUUCAAUGCGACGCAUGCUAGAAAUAUGUAUUUCGCGUUUUUUCUCUGCCAUUACAGAUUCAUACGUGUAUAUUUGUAUAUGAAUAAAUAGAAAAUUGGUUAGGAUUUUGACGCAUGCGCUUCGUAUAAAUAUCCUUAACUCGCAGCGCUACCCUGGUGGUUUCGAGUCAAACUACUUUUUCAUGACGUUAGUGAACUACCCCCACUACCUUCGUUGCAAGACCUGUAUGUAAGACCGUGAACAAAACACUACAUAUAAUUGUUUAAGAGACACCCGCGAACGAAAACAUCAUUAUAAAAGUUGCGAUCACAAAAGUUAUAAAUUUGGUAACUCGACACGCGAACAUAUUCAUGCACUCGAAACCACAAAGAGCCGCCAUAUUGUCAAACACUCACUUCGACCAGCCGUCACGAAAUCUUGCGAGUGGUACGCCACUGGAGACACGCGGGCGAAACACAAACUAGCACACGUCAAUAUCGAUAAAUCCGACUAUCAACGCGACACAUUGCGGAACAAUUGUACACCAAUAAACUACACACGAAGUAUCGGCAAAAGCGAGCCCCGGUAAUACAUACCACGAACGAACACGAACAUCCCAGACUUCUCUUUAAAUAAAUCAACACACACAAAUUGUUUGAAAUUUCUUUAUUGUACCAUCAAC
This is a messenger RNA of Venturia canescens, 4984 nucleotides long. RefSeq lists its product as uncharacterized. Lineage: Eukaryota; Metazoa; Arthropoda; Insecta; Hymenoptera; Ichneumonidae. The record is from RefSeq and is a predicted model, not a curated record. Bases 605 to 2110 code for a protein of 501 amino acids. The transcript is spliced from 7 exons.